Messenger RNA from Panicum hallii, 1749 nucleotides. Its product is annotated as pentatricopeptide repeat-containing protein At4g36680, mitochondrial-like. The record is from RefSeq and is a predicted model, not a curated record. Gene Ontology annotation, cellular component: chloroplast. Gene Ontology annotation, molecular function: protein binding. The transcript has a single exon. Lineage: Eukaryota; Viridiplantae; Streptophyta; Magnoliopsida; Poales; Poaceae. The coding region runs from base 83 to 1498 and encodes 471 amino acids.
UACGUAGGGUAGAAGAGAAAACCCUCUUCUGGCCGCCGCCCUCCCGUCCUCCCGCCCGCCGCCGCCGCCGCCGCCCCCAAAAAUGACUGCGCUCGCGAUCCUCCUCCGCCACGGCCGCCGCGCCCACGCCCAGGCCCGCGGCAUCCCCCUCUCCCGUGCGCUCUCCACCACCACAGCCGGCACUGACCCCGGCGCCCUCUCGGUGGCCGACGCCACGCGGCGCCUCCGCCGCGAGCACGAUCCGGACCGCGCGGUCUCCAUCCUGGAGGCCAUCGACACGGCCUCCAUCUCGGCCGCCUCCACCCGCCACGCGCUCUCACUGGCCGCGCGCCGCCUCUCCCGCUCCCGCCGCUUCGCCGACGCGGAGGCGCUCCUCUCCUCCCAUCUCCCCGCGUCCACCACCGAGCCCCACCUCGCCGCCGUCCUCUGCUCCUACGCCUCCGCCAACCUUCCCGAGAAGGCCCUCGACGCCUUCCGCUCCACUGCGACGUCCCUCCCAACCCCCAUCUCCCCGCUCCCCUUCAACGCCCUCCUCUCCGCCUUCCUACGAUGCCGCCGCCACCACCGCGUCCCUGUCCUCUUCUCCGAGCUCUCCAAGGAGUUCUCCAUCACCCCCGACGCCACAUCCUACGGCAUCCUUGUCAAGGCCUACUGCAUGAGCCGCGACGAUGUUAAGGCGAAACAAGCCUUGGAUCAAAUGCGUGAGCAAGGUAUCUCGCCGACCACCAGUAUCUACACCACGUUGAUGGAUUCAAUGUAUAAGCAGAAGAAGACUGAGGAAGCCGAGCACUUGUGGAAGGAGAUGGUAGAGAGUGGAUGCAAGCCCGAUGUGGCAACGUACAAUGUGAAAGCCAUGAACUAUGGACUCCAUGGGAAACCGGAAGAGGUACAGGAGGUGAUGAUGGAGAUGGAGGCGGCUGGAGUGAAGCCAGACACCAUCACCUACAAUUUCCUCAUGACUUGCUAUUGCAGGAAUGGAAAAGUGGAGGAUGCCAAGGUUCUGUACCAUUCACUAGCUGAGAAGGGGUGCUCCGCAAAUGCUGCUACGUACAAGCACAUGUUGGCAGCGCUGUGUGCCCAUGGCGACUUUGAUGCUGGGUUGGGCAUCGUCAAGGAAAGCUUGAAGAGGCACAAGGUGCCAGAUUUUAGGACAAUGAAAGGGUUGGUUGAGGGAUUGGCAAAGGGAGGCAGGGUGGCUGAGGCCAAGACGGUUGUUGCGGAGGUGAAGAAGAGGUUCCCAGAGAAUUUGUUGUCUGGGUGGAUGAAGCUUGAGAAGGAGCUUGGGUUGGACUCGGAUAGCAUAGACAACACUCUUCAGUCAAAAGGUACAUCUGGAGAAACUGUUGUGGAGUCAAAGCCUGUUGCCGCAGAUGCAGAGGCACUUGAGCGGGAAGGAUCUGCCCUUGAAGAAAAUGCUGUAUCAGAAGAAUCCAGCGAUGAUGAAGUGCCUGGGCAUGAGGUAUCCUCUAGUGAGGAAAUGCCACGAGGUCCCGCCUAAAUGGGUAUUAUCAUGUUCCUCGAGUUUAAUUUGUUUAGGUCUUUAGGAUGUUUGCAUUGAGCACAUUUUCUAUAUUGAGGAAUUGUGAUGCUGCUCUGUAGAUGUAAACAUUGUCUUCUGGAUACAUACUCGUGAGCUGCUAACAUGAAUAAGACGUGCCAACUUUUUGUAUGAAAAGAUGCCUGUUAAGGUGGUCUCGUAUGAUUUUAAGAGGCUAUUGUUCUGGUGAUGCUUAUCUUGCAUUAUGAAAA